AUGUCGGAGGUAUCGGAUACGUGUUCUCUUGCAUCGCCGGCUUCUGUAUGCAGGACCAAGCACCUGCACCUCCGCUGCAUCGUUGAUUUUACUCGUCGAACGCUGACCGGGACCGUCGCGCUCACUGUGGAGUCUCUGGAGGACAAUCUCCGCAGCCUGAAUUUGGAUACGAAGGAUCUUACAAUAGAAAAAGUGGUGAUCAAAGGACAAGAAGUCAAAUAUGCUCUUAGAGAAAGACAGAGUUACAAAGGAUCACCAAUGGAAAUCUUUCUCCCUGUUCCUCUGAGCAAAAAUCAAGAAGUCAUUAUAGAAAUUUCCUUUGAGACAUCUCCAAAUUCGACUGCUCUUCAGUGGCUCACACCUGAGCAAACUUCUGGGAAGGAACACCCAUAUCUCUUUAGUCAGUGCCAGGCCAUCCACUGCAGAGCAAUUCUUCCCUGCCAGGACACACCGUCUGUGAAGUUCACCUACAGCGCGGAGGUGUCUGUCCCUAAGGAGCUGGUGGCACUUAUGAGUGCUCUUCGUGAUGGAGAAGCUCCUGACCCAGAAGACCCCAGCAGGAAACUCUAUAGAUUCAGCCAAAAAGUUCCGAUACCUUCCUACUUGAUUGCUUUAGUUGUUGGAGCUCUAGAAAGCAGGCAGCUUGGCCCAAGAACAUUGGUAUGGUCUGAGAAAGAACAGGUGGAAAAGUCGGCUUACGAAUUUUCUGAGACUGAAUCCAUGCUUCAAAUUGCAGAAGAUCUGGGAGGACCGUAUGUAUGGGGGCAGUAUGACCUAUUGGUCCUGCCACCCUCCUUCCCCUACGGUGGCAUGGAGAAUCCUUGCCUUACUUUUGCAACUCCUACACUCCUGGCAGGUGACAAGUCACUCUCCAAUGUUAUUGCACAUGAAAUAUCUCACAGCUGGACAGGAAAUCUGGUGACUAACAAAACUUGGGAUCACUUUUGGUUAAAUGAAGGACAUACUGUGUACUUGGAACGCCAUAUUUGUGGACGAUUGUUUGGGGAAAAGUUUAGACAUUUUCAUGCUCUGGGAGGAUGGGGAGAACUACAGAAUACGAUAAAGAAUUUGGGGGAUACACAUCCUUUCACCAAGCUUGUGGUCGAUCUCAAGGCUGUAGACCCUGAUGUGGCAUAUUCUUCAGUUCCCUAUGAGAAGGGUUUUGCUUUACUCUUUUACCUCGAACAACUUCUUGGAGGACCAGAGAUUUUCCUAGGAUUUUUAAAGGCCUAUGUUAAGAAGUUUUCUUACAAGAGCAUAACCACUGAUGACUGGAAGGACUUUCUCUAUGACCACUUCAAAGACAAGGUUGAUAUUCUCAAUCAAGUUGAUUGGAAUGCGUGGCUGCAUGCUCCUGGCGUGCCUCCUGUAAAACCCAAUUAUGAUAUGACUCUGACAAAUGCUUGCAUUACCUUAAGUCAAAGAUGGAUUACUGCCAAAGAAGAUGAUUUAAAUUCUUUCAGCGCCGCAGACCUGACAGAUCUCUCUUCACAUCAGUUGAGUGAGUUUCUGGCACUGGUGCUCCAGAAAGCACCUCUUCCGUUGGGCCACAUAAAGCGCAUGCAAGAGGUGUACAACUUGAAUGCCGUGAACAAUUCUGAAAUACGAUUCAGAUGGUUAAGGCUCUGCAUUCAAUCGAAGUGGGAGGAAGCAAUUCCUUUGGCUCUGAAAAUGGCAACUGAACAGGGAAGAAUGAAGUUCACACGACCCUUAUUUAAGGAUCUCGCUGCCUUUGACAAAUCCCAUGAUCUAGCCGUCUGCACCUACCAGCAGCACAAAGCAAACAUGCAUCCCGUGACGGCCAUGCUGGUGGGAAAAGACUUAAAAGUGGAUUAGGAUCUGCCUGUGACUGACUUCUGAAAAGUUGCUUUUUAAAAUCGAAUUCAUAAAAAAAUAUGACGCUUCCGCUCAUAGUGUAAUUAAAAGUGUUUUCUUGGUUUGGGCUUUAAAAAUUUUUUUGUCAGUAAUUUUGUGAAAAUAAAGCUGAGCUACAUUUUUAAAAAGUGGUGUGUGUUCUUUGCGAAGUAAAUUUUCACGAUGUUUAAUCUUU
Chrysochloris asiatica (Cape golden mole) is the source of this 2050-nucleotide messenger RNA. It is a transcript of the gene LTA4H, whose product is annotated as leukotriene A4 hydrolase. Gene Ontology annotation, cellular component: nucleus; cytosol. Lineage: Eukaryota; Metazoa; Chordata; Mammalia; Afrosoricida; Chrysochloridae. The transcript is spliced from 19 exons. Gene Ontology annotation, biological process: leukotriene biosynthetic process; proteolysis; peptide catabolic process. The coding region runs from base 1 to 1836 and encodes 611 amino acids. Gene Ontology annotation, molecular function: zinc ion binding; metallopeptidase activity; epoxide hydrolase activity. The record is from RefSeq and is a predicted model, not a curated record.